Nomia melanderi (Alkali bee) is the source of this 1499-nucleotide messenger RNA. RefSeq names its product alpha-ketoglutarate-dependent dioxygenase AlkB (gene AlkB). Gene Ontology annotation, molecular function: ferrous iron binding; broad specificity oxidative DNA demethylase activity; oxidative RNA demethylase activity. Gene Ontology annotation, cellular component: cytoplasm; nucleus. Lineage: Eukaryota; Metazoa; Arthropoda; Insecta; Hymenoptera; Halictidae. Gene Ontology annotation, biological process: oxidative RNA demethylation. The record is from RefSeq and is a predicted model, not a curated record.
GAAAGAAGCUAAUUGAAACCCGUACUUUUUCGAUACGUAUCUCGGUAUUAAUGUUCGCGACGGCGAUGAUGAUAUUUAUGCUAAUCGUAAGCAAAUCGAAUAAUCGUAAUGGCACGGUACGACGUUCGCGUAUCCGGUCGUCGAAUAUCCUUUCGUGUCUUAGUCACUUGUCGCAUCAUAGAUUCAUCUUCGAUUGUUUACCUGUGUGUUGGUUAAACGAUCGACGAACCACACCGACAGUGCCCCGAUAUUUCCGUGUAGCCUCGACGAAAUGCCAUGCUGAAAUGGUUAAUGACACCGGGAUCGAUACUUUCGAUCGUCCGCGUACCGCAACCGGGUCAAAAUGACAUUCUUCUUCAAACAUCUGAAGCAUUUAGUUAUCCUGCAUAAGAAUCUGAGUUAACAUCUACUUUCGAAUUACCUUCCUGAAUCGUUUGACAGAAACACCAGCGACGCCUGGAAAUGCGCGAGUGAAUUAAAGAACAAAAUGGCGACGCCCGUGGUUCAAAGUUAUGUUUCGAGAUAGCUUUAAAUAUUAUAAGAGUCGAAACUCACCUCCUGAUUUGAAAGAUGUGAUCGAUUUAAAUGGUCCCAGUAACAAUCAUGUUACCCUUAGGACUAAUUUCAGAAAGAAGUUCUUAAAUGAACAAUGUCAGUAUGAGUUAGGGUUGAAACCGGUGGAAGACUGGCAAAUCUAUGAAUUUUUUGAUAUUCCAGGGCUUAUCUUCAUAAAGAAUCCAUUUACUAGUGAUGGUCAGCGAUAUUGGAUUAUAAAAUGUUUAAAAGAUUACUCAAGAAAACCACAUAAAUUAAACUUAGAUGCCCAUGAUGUUUUGGGUGACGGUGAUGCCUGGUGGGACUUAUGUGUUGCUAGCAACAAAGCUAAAGAACUAUUACCAAAAUUACGUUGGGCUACACUAGGAUACCACCACAAUUGGGACACUAAAUUAUAUUCUGAAGCAUCUAAAACAGAAAUGCCUAAUGAAUUAUCAUUAUUGACUUCAGUUUUAGCAAACACUUUACAUUUUAUGGACUUCAAAGCAGAAGCAGCAAUUAUUAAUUAUUAUAGGAUGAAUUCAACUCUAGCAGGUCAUACUGAUCAUUCUGAAGUGAACAGUAAUGCACCUUUGUUUUCUAUAAGUUUCGGUCAAACUGCAAUAUUUUUAAUUGGAGGACACAAGCAGGAUGAUCCAGCUAAUGCUAUACUUUUAAGAAGUGGAGACAUAAUAGUAAUGUCUGGAGAAUCACGUUUGAGGUACCAUGGGGUCCCAAAAAUUUUAUCAGCAACUACUACACCAUGGGUUCAAGAAGAAAGAAGUGAAAAUAAGAAGCAAUAUAAAUGGCACCCUGAUGAUUGGAACAAAGCAGAAACUUAUAUUUCCGAGGCUAGAAUAAAUAUGAAUGUAAGACAGGUACUAAAACCUGGGCAGACAUCUUUGUUAUAAAUUGUUGUUUAAAGUAUUUUUGUACAGUUUUAUUAAAAAUACUUAUAUUAAUUA